AUGAUCCAUUACAAUGCAGUUGAGGUUGAUAGAGGUAAACAUCAGCUCCCCAUUGAUAAGCUGCAGGAGACGUGGUUUGCGCGUUUCCCACAAAAGCACAUUCGUACCGCCGCUCAGUCAUCGUCACCAUCUGGCUGUGGUGCCCUGUUACAGAGAAGUUCAUGUAACCCACCAGUCGGCUUCAAGCACCGCGUCGAGCAACAUUUCGGGAUCAACAUCCUUCGUGGAGUUCCGUUGAACAACGAAGUAACCAGCUACAGUACUUCUGCAAAACUGAUAGCACCAGGAAUUGUGGUACCAGGCACUCUAUCGAUCACCGCUACUGACUUGUUUUUCGAUGCUGACGAAGAGAAUCCGUUGUACAAAAAACAAGAUCCGAAGGAACACCGAGAAACACAUGAAUAA
This is a messenger RNA of Ostertagia ostertagi, 405 nucleotides long. The record is from the annotation of a GenBank genome assembly. NCBI's taxonomy places the organism in Eukaryota, Metazoa, Nematoda, Chromadorea, Rhabditida, Trichostrongylidae.